This is a messenger RNA of Dichotomopilus funicola, 1083 nucleotides long. RefSeq lists its product as uncharacterized. NCBI's taxonomy places the organism in Eukaryota, Fungi, Ascomycota, Sordariomycetes, Sordariales, Chaetomiaceae. Bases 1 to 1083 code for a protein of 360 amino acids. The record is from RefSeq and is a predicted model, not a curated record. The transcript has 3 exons.
AUGUCAUUCUUAUGGGAUGACAAUCCACUGGCGGGGUUACCAGAAAUCACGCCGUACCCGGGCCAAUCUGAAUCGUCGUCAUCCUCGGCUCUUUCAUCUCUGCCUGCAAGUCCGAUCGUCCAGAAAACUACCACUGAUGUCGUCAACGAUAUCCUCAACGAUUACCAGCCAAUCCAUGCUAGCGACGAUACUGCCAAAGUACUAAGGGCAUUUGUCGAUAAUCUAUCGGGCCAAGGUCUAGCAACGUUACAAUCCGAGAUCUACAUCUUUGCCACGGACCCCCGUCAGCUGCGCCAACUACGCAAUUUCCUCACUGACGCGCUUCUAAAGCCUAUGGCUGCUGCUGGUGGUAAACAGCCCCCAGUUACACCUUCACCCAACAAGUCGGCAGCGUUCGAAAUCGAAUUGGCCAUGACCCAGAUUGAAGGGUCGAGCCGAACAGGGCAGAGGUCCCUUAAGAAAGAGUGCCUUAGUAGGGACGCAAAUCGAUGCGUCAUCUCGGGACUCAUUGACGAGGAAGCCUUUUCCAGCAUGUCUCCGGAAAAACGUAAAGGCACGAGCGUUACAACCGAAUGUGCACAUAUCCUCCCGUUCGCGCUUAGCAAUCUCGACGGUAGGAAUGCAACGCAAACUAAGAACCGUUCAACGGUAUGGUGGGCACUAUACCGUUACUUCCCAGCCCUAAAGAACAAGAUCGGGGCCGAUACAAUCAACCAGCCGGGCAAUGCAAUAACACUAGCCUCGGCACUUCACGAACAGUUUGGUCGGUUUGCAUUUGUAUUCAAGGCUACAAACGAGGAACAUAAAUACCAUAUGGAGAUCUUGAAUGAUUCUUCAUUCUAUGUGGUACAUAUGGUGCCCGGUUCUGUCGUCCUUCCCCAGGAAGAUGCUAAGGUCCAACGGCCUGACUCGGACAUACUUGAUGUCCAUAUGCGUAUUGGCCGUAUUCUUCAAGUAAGUGGUAUUAGUUCUGCCAUUUACCAGAGCUUCGUAAGGGGGAGAUCUUGUAUAUAUAAUAUUGCUUCGGAUGGAUCAACCGACUUAGAGCGCAUCUUGAGCGACAAGAUGCUUAUGCGCAUCUAG